CCCUGCCAUCGCCGUUUGCUUGGGCCGACGGCGUGGUCGAGGCUGGUUUUGAGGCAGACAGCUUCCGGUAGAAGCGAACUCCUGGAAAAGGGGUCUGGCUGGUUGCUUGUUGCGGAGGGAGAGGAACCGAGAGCCUUUGAAGCUCAGUGCACAAGCUAGCUCGAGAGACACUCGCAUGUCAAAUCCGUUGAUUUCCAUCAGUAUCUUUUAAUACAUUUCUGUGGUCUUGUGGGAUCCAGUCGCCUCGGUUUAACCCGAUUGUGUUGCCGACUUUACAUUUCAUUUAACCCUUUGGCGUUUUCUUCGAAACCCAGGAAGAAUGCCGCAAUUGCUCUUGCCCCUUGGGAACAGCAAGCCCGGGAGUGUCUAGAAUCCCGUUUUUGCCAUCGGGCUGAUAAGAUCAGGAUCAGGAAGGGGCGUAUAUUCGAAAUCGCGUUAACACUCCUCACUUUUAACAAUCGGAUGACUACCGAUGGUGAUAUCGCCCCCUCUGUAAUGCAAACUGUACUUCCAGGUAGGAGGGUGCUAGUGUGGAAUGGAACCCGGGGUGGUAGUUAUUCUGGAUUAAUUAUUGCUCGUGGGGCGUGAUCUCGUGCGUGUGGCCUUCACGGUGCAAGGAGCCCAAACGCCCCGCACUAAAGGCGGGGUUUGUGAGCCUGAGACUGAAGCAAGGCGGGGGGAGGGCAGCGGUCUGGGCUGCCUGCAAGGAAACCAGCCGAUCCAGGGAUUCCCUGGUGCCUGUUCCCUCGGAAGCAAAUCCCCCCCGAUUCCAAUGAGACUGACUCCCAAGUAACAGCGGACAGGGAUCGCAGGCCUCCCUGACGAAUCGGGGAGCAGACAAGGUGCGCUCUAGCGCAGGAUCCGACCUCGAUCCUCGGCUUAGGAAGGCGGGGGGGGGCGCGUCUUUGUCCACCCCCGGUCUGGGAGGACCACACUCCAUCCAUCAGCGGCAAGAGGCGUGGCCUAGCUUAGUCCCCGCCUCUUUCUUGAGCUCGGCAGCAGCGCCGGUUCCGAGACUUCGGUGGAGCUUCCAGGAGGCAGCAAAAAUGUCAUCUGGCGCUGGGCCCCCCAAGAGCGGAUCCCCGCUGAGGAAGCGGGCCAGUCUUCAGGCUCCCAUCACAGGAGAGAUCCACGGAGGGCCACGGUCCCGCCAGUUGCAGCCUGCGCGCUCCCUCCCGGGGCCUCCCCACUGCCUGAAGCAUUUUCCUGUUGACCUGCGCACCUCCAUGGAUGGCAAGUACAAAGAGAUAGCCGAGGAGCUGUUCUGCCGUUCGUUGGCUGAGAGUGAUAUGCGCAGUGCCCCCUAUGAAUUCCCAGAAGACAGCCCCAUUGAACAGCUGGAGGAGAGGCGCCAACGGCUGGAGCGGCAAAUCAGCCAGGAUGUGAAAUUGUUUAAGGAGCAGGGAGAGGACCUGGUGGACCAGUAUCCCAAAGAACGGGAUGUGCUUCUGGAAAGGGAGUUCCAGAGGGUCACCAUCUCCGGAGAAGAGACGUGCGGGGUGCCUUUCACAGACCUGCUGGAUGCUGCCAAGAGUGUGGUGAAGGCCUUGUUCAUUCGGGAGAAGUAUAUGGGGCAUUCUUUGCAAAGCUUCUGCAAGACCACAGCCCGCUUCCUACAAGACCUUUCAGAAAGGCCUUUGGCCCCCAGGCUGUAUGAGGAGAUCCCCGAGACCCCUGGGGCUGGAGAUGCUUCAGGGCACUCGCCGUUUACAAACCAGCAUCCUUAUGAGAAGUGUGACCCUGAAUCAAUGCCUGGAGACCUUGGCUUUGGCCUGAAGAUGGUCAAUGGAGUAGUCCAUGUGUACACUAAGCAGGACAUCACCGACAAGACCACAGAACUAGACUUGCCUUACCCUGACCUGCAGGAGUUCAUUGCUGACAUGAAUGUGCUAAUGGCUCUGAUCAUCAAUGGUCCAAUAAAAUCCUUCUGCUACAGACGCUUGCAGUACCUGAGUUCAAAGUUCCAGAUGCACGUCCUGCUCAAUGAGAUGAAAGAACUGGCAGCUCAGAAGAGGGUUCCGCACCGCGAUUUCUACAAUAUCCGGAAGGUGGACACGCAUAUCCAUGCAUCAUCCUGCAUGAACCAGAAGCAUCUGUUGCGCUUCAUCAAGCGGGCUAUGAAGAAGCACCUGGAGGAGAUUGUGCAUGUGGAGAAGGGCAAGGAGCAAACUCUAAAGGAGGUUUUUGAGACCAUGAAUCUCACAGCUUAUGAUCUCAGCGUAGACACGCUUGAUGUCCAUGCGGAUCGUAACACCUUCCAUCGCUUUGACAAGUUCAAUGCCAAAUAUAACCCCAUAGGCGAGUCUGUGCUGCGGGAGAUUUUCAUCAAGACAGACAACAGAGUCUCUGGAAAAUACUUUGCCCAUAUCAUCAAGGAGGUGAUGUCUGAUCUGGAAGAGAGCAAGUAUCAGAAUGCGGAGCUGCGGCUCUCCAUCUAUGGCCGAGCCCGUGACGAGUGGGACAAGCUGGCCAAGUGGGCUGUGGCUCACAAAGUGCACUCCAACAAUGUGCGCUGGCUGGUGCAGGUGCCUCGCCUCUUCGAUGUGUACAAGACAAAGAAGCAGCUGGCCAACUUCCAGGAGAUGCUGGAGAACAUCUUCUUGCCCCUCUUCGAAGCUACGAUCCACCCUGCCAGCCACCCAGAGCUGCACCUCUUCUUGGAGCACGUGGAUGGAUUUGACAGCGUGGAUGACGAAUCAAAGCCAGAGCACCACAUCUUCAACUUAGACAGCCCCUUGCCUGGGAACUGGGUGGAGGAGGACAACCCACCCUAUUCCUACUACCUUUACUACACAUAUGCUAACAUGGUGGUUCUGAAUCACCUGCGCAGGAAGAGAGGCUUUCACACCUUCGUGCUGCGCCCCCACUGUGGAGAGGCAGGGCCCAUCCACCAUCUGGUAUCUGGUUUCAUGCUGUCUGAGAACAUAUCACAUGGCCUCCUGCUCCGCAAGGCACCUGUGCUGCAGUACCUCUACUACCUGGCCCAGAUUGGCAUUGCCAUGUCCCCACUCAGCAAUAACAGCCUCUUCUUAAGCUACCAUCGAAACCCUCUGCCAGAGUACCUCUCUCGGGGCCUCAUGGUCUCCCUGUCCACAGAUGACCCACUGCAGUUCCACUUCACUAAGGAACCCCUGAUGGAAGAGUACAGCAUCGCCACACAGGUUUGGAAGCUCAGCUCCUGUGAUAUGUGCGAACUUGCACGCAACAGUGUGCUCAUGAGUGGCUUCUCCCACAAGGUGAAGAGCCAGUGGCUUGGGCACAACUACCACAAGGAGGGUCCUGAGGGCAACGACAUCCGGCGCACCAAUGUGCCAGACAUCCGGGUGGCCUACCGCUAUGAGACACUUUCCCAGGAACUGACCCUCAUCACGCAGGCUGUGCAGACGGAGGAACUGGAGACCAUCCAGGAGGAAGACCUUCUGACCAUGAGCUCCAGCCUGGAUGCUCGCUGAAGAAUGGCCGGCUCACAAUCUCCCCUCCAUCCCCUUCUUGGCCUGCCAAGGUGGGGCUGUCCUACAAGCAUGAAGAGACCCUGAGCAACCCACCCACCUCACCCCGGCCCCAUGGACCGUUUUAAUUUCCUGUUGUGUUUUGGUUUUUAAGCAUCUUGUUAUCUUCUGUUAUCUCCUGGAAAGGCAUUAAUGGGUUGGGAUUUUUUUUGCACUUGGUAACCUGCUGGGGCAAUGGAGGCGGGGGUGUCAGAGAAAUUCCUUUUGGGGUCUCUAGAAUGAGUGCUAGAAAGGGGGAAGAGCAUCCUGCAGGUGUUGGCAGUGCUGAUUUUGAGCAGAGACUGGACAGCAAAGAGUAAGGCUGUGGCAGAGACCUGCUGAGUGGACCUUAGAGGCGCCUGGCGACAGUUGCAUGGAGGCCAAAUGAAGCACCAGCAUGGAAGCAUGUGUCCCAGUUGUAUUUGGAAUGAGAUGCUGUGAGUGUUUGUGUGGCUCUGCCAAGGGAUAGAGCAGAGUGGUGGUGCCUUCUGCUGCGUUGGAUUUUUGUUUGUCCUCUGUUUGGCUGCUGGCAGCUGGAGUUUCUCAUUGGCCAAUAAAACAUCAUCUCUAUUUCUCUUUGGUUAGGCAGCCCUGCCUUUUAUUAUCAGAGCAGCAUGUUGGCGCAGCUCUCCCGUGCUGCAGCCUCCAGUGCACAGCGUGGCCAUGUGGUGAGAGUCUUUUCUGUCUCAAGCCCUUAAACUCUGGUGUCUUUUGCUUGGGGAAAGCACCAGUUCUCAACCCCCCUGCCUUAGGAGGCAAAAUACUGUGAGUGGCUGGGGAAUAGUGGGCCUUCGAGUCUAGCCCAGCAGGAUAAAGAGAAAGUAGCCUGCCGGGUAACUGGCAUAUUUAGCAUUUGUCUGUCCUUCUCUACAAUCAUGUAACAAAGAUGUCUUUAUCUAAGUGUAACAAGAGGAGCUGUAACACCCAUCCUAGCAGGGGCUUUUGCCUUAAGGUUGAAAUGGAUGUGACAUGGGCGUUCUGUGAUCAGCCGUCUUGAGUAUUCCUUUAUUUGUGUCCUUUUGAAACAAAAAAACACCAAAAAAAUACACCUUAAACAUUGGUUGGAUCAGUGUCACUGAGACUGCAUGUGUUAAUCCAUUUAUCUGAUCUAAACUGGUGUCCUCCCCUCACCCCACAAGCCGCCCUUAGCCCAGGAGCAGGGCAAAAAACAGUAUCUGCAUCAUAUUUGUAUUAUUCUCUUGGAACAUUUCUGCUGUUUGGGGAGUAGAUCAGCAAAAUGGUGCCCACUUCAGUACCACUGUUCCAAACAAAAUCUGACUCCUCCUCCCUGCUCUAGAAUAGCGUUGUUUUUAAACCCCACCCUGUUGGGUCAAAGAGCGGUUUCUUGCCAAUUGCUUGAGCUUGGGGAGAGCUGUUAGCUCUCAGUACGCCCUGCCACGCUUGGGCAUAGACCACGUGGGCAACCUCCUUUGUCCUCUGCAUUGGGUUGAGGAGAACAGCCUUUUGUGCCUGCCCUUGCAUAAUGCACAUGUAUGUCAAGAUCUUCUUUCUACAUUUGGCAAGGAAACAUGCCAUAGAAAUAGUUUAGCUUUCUCACCAGCAAAGUUGCUGCUGUUCUGGGAACUGACUUUGAUGCCUCCUGGUUAUUGCGAAUGGGUAAUGAAUCCUGAGGAGGCAACAGGCAGUAAGCUCUGCCUCCUGCUGAAGCCAUGUGACUCAAAAUGGAAACGCGCAGAAGAACAUGGAUCCGUGCCUUUCCCAGCUCUCCAUUGAGUCCUGUCCUGUGAAAGGUUCAUAACGGUUAGAAGGGUCCCCCCCACAGAUCUCUGGCCAAGCUGUUCACCAUCACAUAGCUUCUGAAUCUUGCUUGUGGGCAGCUCACCAUCCUUGACAUAUUGGGCCUCUGUGGCCUCCUUAGCAGUCUGUGUGCAACUAGUCGCAGUAAGGAAUUCCUCGUGAGCACAGCCGCUUGGAGUAGAAGACCAGUCUCAGACAGUGCUCAGUCCUUUCAGACUCUCGGGCAAAGUCUGCAUUGCUCAUGAAAAAAGGCUUCUCGGUGGUGAGUCGAUUGCACGGCGCCACCUCUCCCUUGCUGUUGCCAAGGCACUUUUGACCUUGUAGUUGCAAGCAGCUUUGAUUCAAUGGAAAAAUGCGUUUGCUAAACAUUAGAUGGGCAGCAGCAAUAGAAAUGGGGUUUUUAUUUUUUCUAAGGUUGGGCAGGGAGCUUGCGGAGCCCUCCCUCUAGGCUGCUGUGGACCAAAAUCUGAAGAUCCAUACUGCAGCCAGUGCCUUGCUUAAAGUAGUACAUGGAGUGUGCCAAGACUGGGUAGAUUUCCCCUUGAGCUUCUACCUCUGAAACAGGCACUUGCUCUCCUUUGUGUCCGUGUGUUUGUGUGUGUACAAGAGGGACAGGGAGAAUUCUUAGAGGGUCAAAAUGUUUUCUUUGUAUGACUGGCAUCUCACCUCCAUGGCCUGAAAGGGGGAAACCUUUUUUUCUUUCCUCCCCUACUUCUGUGCUUUUGUUUGGGUACUCGGAGAGGGCAGUGGAGGUGUUUUGCCUUGGUUUCAGCUAGCCUUGCGGAUCGGAGCCACAGCAUUUUGGUCUGUAUCUUUGUGAAGAUAACGGAAUCUCGACUCAGGGAGUUGAAUGUACCUUGGUCUAUGUCAAGAGGGUUCUCCCCUCCCCACAGAUCCCUCCCUCCUUCCUUCCUUCCUUGCCGCAACCUGCCUUGCUUCGCUUUGGUAUCUGGUGCGGCACACACCAUGUUAGUUUUUGCUUUGUUGUCAGAUGGAGAUGAAACCCGUAUCCCCCUGGCAAUCACUGCACCCUCCUAUCACACACUCUUGAUAAUUUUGACGUAGUUUGGAUAAACUAUCUGCUUGUCUGUGCUGAAAUGUGAUGUUAGAAAUCCUAUCAAACAUGAGCAUGAUCCAUCAUUAAAGAUUAUUUAAGUAA
Podarcis muralis (Common wall lizard) is the source of this 6405-nucleotide messenger RNA. It is a transcript of the gene AMPD2, whose product is annotated as adenosine monophosphate deaminase 2. Gene Ontology annotation, molecular function: AMP deaminase activity. Lineage: Eukaryota; Metazoa; Chordata; Lepidosauria; Squamata; Lacertidae. Gene Ontology annotation, cellular component: cytosol. The record is from RefSeq and is a predicted model, not a curated record. Gene Ontology annotation, biological process: AMP metabolic process; IMP salvage.